GGGACUCAAACCCCCAACCCUGCGAGGCAACAGUGCUAACCACUAAGCCACCGUGCCCCUGGUUCAUAUAUAAAAUAAAUUAUUCAGUCACUCGCUCACUUAUAUCACUCAGGCCCUGGCUGAAAGUCUGCAUCAGCAAGAAACUAGUAAAGUUUGCGCACAUUCUUUUCCAUUUGUGAAUAUAUAAGAGCAUUUUCCUGUCAAUUUCUAGGGUCAGGUUGAUCCAGAAACAGUGGGUGCGAUGUGGGAAUACACUCUGGAAUGGAUGCUAGUCCAUCACAGGGCAUCUUGCACACAUGAUCAGAUUCACACCUAGGGGCAAUUUACCAAUUUACCUACCAGCAUGUUUUUGGGAGGAAACUGGAGAACCCAGAGGAAAACCACACGGACAAGGAGAGAACAUGCAAAACUCCACAGUGCCUCGAGCUUGAACCGAGCUUGAACUGGUGCCCCUGGAGCUGUGAGUGAUAACACUACAUGCUGGUAUACGAAUUCAGAUUUUGCGAAAUCCCAGUUUAAUCCAUAAAUAAUCAUAUAAACUUUUUAUAAAGACCUUUUUAUAAUAAAGACCCCUGGUUCAAGGACAGCAGUUCCACAAUAGGGCAUCAUGUUAUGUAUAUUAUCAUAUCAUCAUUAAAAUUAUUGACUGUAAGCUUAACAAUCCUGUAACGGCAGUCUGUGGGCUCUAUGCCACAGAUCCAGCUCUUUCUUAUUCUCAUGUUUUUUUCUGGCAUUUCCACCAUUAACAAAGAUAAAGUGUGACUCCUAGUUUUCUCAGGCAGAGUAAGUAUAGCAGAGUGAAGGGAACUCUGGGAGUUUUGCCCUGCUCCAGUUUCAUAUCAGACUUUUCCAAGUCAGUGUGCCUUGGCAGUGCUUGUCUAUCAUCAGCGUAACAGACUGGAGUCUUGUAAUUAUGAUCUCUCAACUGUAAUUUACUGCUCAAAAAUAAACCAGAUAUCAUAAAUGUGGAAUCGAAAAAGUGUCAGGUUUUUUUAGAAACCAGUCUUUUCCCACACUUCAACCAAUACACAUGCGUACACAUACACUCUUAAGUUCUCAGUCACUGCUGUAAUGGUUCCACAGGCAGCCCUGAAGCACUGUUUCUUCCCAUUUAACAGAAGAGUGUGUGGAAAGUGGAGCUCUUAAUAAAGUUGGAACUGUUUCAUUUUUUUUUUUUGCCCUUCCUGCCCACCAAAAAGAGCUGUGAAACCUCAGAGACAGAGCUCCACAGAGCUCUCAGGCAACAAAACCUUCCUCUGUAAUACAUCUCCCAGAGUUGGCUCUGUUACUGAAGCAGCCCUCACUGCUAAUCGUUCCUGUUUUAACAAUCUCAUGGUCAUGAUGUAUCACAGAUUUUUGCUUCUCAUCCCAGGAGAACUUGUGAGGACUUAUUUAAACCACUUAUUUGUAGCAUAUUGCUGUGAUGAUUUCUGAUUUUUUUUUUUUUUUACAUUUCUGUGCUAGUCAGUCUCUUCUUCUGAAGAUCUUCACAAUUUUUUUUCCCAUUUUCUGCCUAAUUUGGUCAUUUACCAUCCAGCUCUUCCCAAUCAACCGCAUCUUUUUGAACUGCUGCCCACGCUGCAUCACAGGGCAGCCUAACACACUUGGAGAAAAGCGCUAUCUGCCCUCUUCCGCAUACAUGAGCUCACAGACACCCAUGAUUGGCUAGUGUUGAUGUGAUUGACAGGGGAGACAGUACACAUUCUGUCCCUCCCAAAGAGUACAGCCAAUUUUGCUCCCUUUGCUCCCAGCCACAUAUAACUGUGGCAGUGUCAGGAUUCAGACUUAUUACAAUGAUAUGGGGAACACUUUUUAUUUUGCGCCACUCAGGACAAUCCUGACAAUCUUGAUAUAUAAUUUGGAGUUCUCUUUGUUUGCAUUUUUUUGGCUACCAGUUGCUAUGGUGAAAAACUGGAUUAAUCAAUCAGGAUCACAUUUUUCCCAUUUCUGUUUAAAACUGCUAGCCACCUAGGUACACUUUGAGCUCAGGGAUAUUGAGGUGACCGCUGACAAAGUGCAGGAGGAGAAAAGGAAUGGUAGAUAUGGUUUUAAGAAUUGUUAGCUUGUUAUUUUAUUCAUUUUCAGUGUAAUGAAUAUUAUAAAGGUAUUUUAUUUCAUACUCCACUUGUAAACUGAUCUGCUUAGAAGUCCAGCAUUCAGCAUUUACCAGCUGAUACUGACCCGGUAUGUGCACUGACCAUACGUAAUGGUAAUCUUUACUUUACUGCAUCUCACUGAUCUUUCCUUCAUGGCUAGUUUCCUAGCAGUAUGUGACCCACCUGUAUGGGGGUGCUGUGGGUUAAGCCUGGAUUUCCUGAAGCCUGGCUGUCUGGGUGUGUUGGGUUUGGGCCGAGUCCUGGUGUGGGUGUAUAUGGGAGGUUCCAGCCCUGUGAGAGAGUACGAGAGCAGGAGAGAGCACGACACUCCUUUAUGAACUGAUGCAGUGUGGGUCCACUGUCACCAUGUGUUUCCAUGUUUGGGUUGGAUUCUGCCUUAUUCUGGGAAUAUUUCAAAAGGGACAGCAUGUGAAUGGACAAUGGAAAGCUGCGGAUCCUCUGAAUUUCAUUCCCCUUAAUGAGCUGAAUCCUUCAUCCCAGAGAGGCGACUUCAAGCCGACUGAUGGUUUCCGAGUGCGGGAGGAAUCCAAGAGGCACAAAUCCCCUUACAUCACAUCAUACACCAGGAUUAAGGGCAACACUGAGAACCAGGCCCAGUCCACCACUGCUAAAUCCACGGUGGAGGAUCUGCUCUCGCAAAAACGACAAACAGAUCAGGUGGAUGUAGUUCCUUCAAAACCCUCAGAGGGCAACAUUGACCUGGAUUCCUUGACUGAUACCAGGCGUGUAAAUAAGAACCAUGUGCAUCCACAGUUUCUUGACCUAAACCUGGCAGAAGAGGACCUGUUACCUUCAGGGACAUACAUCACUUCUGGAUCUGUCAUUCAGCGUCAAGGCUCCACAGACUUCCUCAGCCAGAAAGGCCACAAAAAACCUGAGGCCCAUCAUGAUAGAUCGACACACAAAAGCACAACAAGGAGUCCAUCUAAACAUGGGGAUCUGAUCACAGGAUCUGAUGGCAAGAAGUAUCGAAUGUUGAGAGGACCGCCGGGACCUGCUGGGCGUCCAGGGAAAAGAGGUUGUGCCGGGACCAGAGGGUACGUUGGAUUUAAAGGAGACAAGGGAUCUCGAGGAGAAAGAGGGCGAGAAGGUCCAAGGGGUAACCCAGGUCCUCCAGGACCGGCGGGAUUACCCUCGCUCUACCUAUGGCGCAACACUCAGGAGGAAUGGGCUGCAUUCAUGAGAACUUCAUAUUACCAUUUGCUAAUGGCAGGAUGGCCUAGAGAGACCGGGCCUCCUGGACCAAUGGGGGAAAUGGGAAGUCCCGGACCACCUGGGAUGCCAGGAGAGCCAGGAGAGAGGGGACCUCCAGGUCAACAAGGUGACAUGGGUGACUUGGGGCCGAAGGGUGUACGCGGCCGAGCAGGGACUUCAGGAAGAGACGGAGAAAAUGGAAUGGAUGGAGAACCAGGUCCUCCAGGAGCACCUGGUCUGCAGGGGCUUUGGGGGUAUAAAGGAGAAUCAGCGCCCCCUGGAGACAAAGGAGAGCCGGGUUUCCCAGGAGCUCCAGGGCCCAGGGGGGACAGAGGACAGGCUGGAUUAAAGGGUUCAAAGGGAGAGGUUGGAUCGACAGGCUCUGUUGGUCCUCCAGGCCUUAUGGGUAUCAGAGGAGCUGAGGGGCUUCCUGGACAGCCUGGGCCAGAGGGGGAUCCUGGGCAUGAUGGGAAACGUGGUCCUCCAGGAGCAGUGGGAGCUCCGGGGGCUACAGGGAUGGUUGGGGCACAGGGAGUUAAUGGCUCUGAAGGAGAUUUUGGACCUACAGGCCCAGUGGGUCGAAAAGGCCCUCAGGGUCCUGCUGGUACGGAUGGAAUCAGGGGAAUCCCUGGUCUGCCAGGUCCACAGGGACCACCAGGAAAUGACGGACCUCGCGGCCUUAAAGGUCACAGUGGACAGGAAGGUCCAGUGGGAAACAGAGGACUACAAGGAAUUCAAGGGCCAAUGGGUGCAAUUGGAGAUCCAGGUCCAAAAGGCUUUCUAGGCAACACAGGCAGCAGAGGUCCGGAUGGAGAGAGAGGUGAUCCCGGACCAAAAGGAGAAAGAGGUGCACCUGGAGCACCAGGCAUUAUGGGUCGUCAGGGUGAGAGAGGUCAACCUGGCCUUACUGGCUUACCUGGGGUCAAAGGUCAACCAGGGUCUCCAGGUAUCCAGGGUGAAGAUGGUGAAGUGGGUCUCCAGGGAAUGAUUGGAAAGGAGGGCCCAAAGGGGAGUAGGGGUGAGUCUGGACGCAAUGGAAGAACAGGGACCAAAGGCCAACGGGGACGAGCAGGUCAGCAUGGGCCACCUGGUGGGUCUGGACUUCCGGGUCUCAAAGGCCCACCAGGGACUGAGGGAGCAGAAGGAAAGCCUGGUACACAGGGUGUUCCUGGUUCAGUUGGAAGCCCGGGAGAUAAAGGGCCUAACGGUUUCCGUGGAUUAGCAGGAGAACCUGGAAAAAGCGGAGCCACUGGUUCACCGGGCUCACCUGGUCGGCCUGGUCAAGAUGGCAGCCCGGGAGCCCCAGGAGAGAGGGGGUUAUCAGGGAAGCCAGGAGCCGGUGGUCCCCAGGGGCCUGUGGGAAUGUAUGGUUAUCCAGGGGCAAGAGGCUUACAGGGAAGGCCUGGCCAUAUGGGAGAACAGGGUGAGCCUGGUGUAAGAGGAACUGUUGGGAAACCUGGACAGAGGGGACCACCUGGUCCUCCUGGUCCAUCUGGAGUGAGGGGCCCACCUGGACCUCAGGGCCGGCAAGGUGAGAUAGGACCAACUGGUAUAGAAGGACCACCUGGUUCAGCAGGCCCGCCAGGUGCUGUGGGCACACCAGGGAAGCCUGGUCCUCCUGGCAGUCUGGGACCUCAAGGGCCAAGUGGAAAAAUGGGGCCUAUUGGAUUGCCAGGAGCACCAGGAGCUGCUGGGAGAGUCGGACUGUCAGGAGAGAAAGGACAGCAGGGAGUGCCAGGACCUCCAGGUGACCCUGGAUCUACAGGUCUGGCUGGACAGCAGGGAUUUCUUGGUCCUCGGGGGCUAGAAGGGGCAUCAGGGAGAAAGGGGGAACAUGGUUCAACCGGGCCUGCUGGGAAGCCUGGACCACUGGGUGUUCCAGGAGAUCCGGGGCAACAAGGCCCUCAGGGGAUGCAGGGAGAGAGAGGACCAAGUGGCAAAGAGGGGGUUGCAGGACUAGUGGGCAGUCCUGGAGAUCCAGGCCCUAAAGGACAGAAGGGUGACCCUGGGCUGCGGGGGGUCCUGGGGGACGCCGGGCCUCCAGGAUUCUAUGGGGUCCAAGGAGAAAGAGGGCGAAAGGGUGAUAAAGGCUAUGCUGGAUUUCUUGGUCAGAGUGGGCUGAUGGGGAAAACUGGACCAGCAGGACUAUUGGGAUUAGAGGGACUGAUAGGAUUCAGAGGAUCUCCAGGUCCAGAUGGCCCACCAGGGCGAAAGGGUGAUCCUGGCAUUAGUGGGGUGACAGGAACUCUGGGAGAACCUGGAAAGCAGGGGGUAACCGGACAAAGAGGACUAAAGGGGGAGAUGGGAAAACCUGGACCACAGGGAGCUCCUGGUCCCAGAGGCUCUGAAGGUUUGACAGGUCCUAAAGGAUUACCAGGAAUUGAAGGUUCGAAAGGUGACCCAGGCAGGCCAGGACCUCCAGGAGAGGCGGGGCCAGAUGGCUUUCCUGGUAUCAGAGGGCCUCCAGGACUUCCAGGAUUAGAGGGGCAUCAAGGGAAGAUGGGAGCUCAGGGGUCUGUUGGACCUCCAGGACCUCAGGGUCCAAAGGGCAGACCUGGCCUUGAUGGAAGGGAUGGACAGAAAGGGCAGAAGGGGAAGGAUGGCCGAGAUGGACAGCCUGGAAUUACCGGGAACUCUGGACGGCCAGGAAAAAGAGGGAAAGCUGGUCAGAAGGGGCCAAGAGGGACCAGAGGAGAGAAGGGACAGCAGGGGUCUGUGGGGUGGACUGGACCACCAGGAAGGCCAGGCCCAUAUGGUUUGCCUGGCAUAAAUGGAGAAAAAGGAGAAAAGGGUGAACAAGGACCACAGGGAGAAAAGGGGGAAAUGGGACCAAAGGGACCACCAGGGGGCGAUGGAGCAAAGGGACAGCUGGGGCUUGUUGGAGAAAUGGGCAAAGACGGUCCAAAAGGAGAGCAGGGUGAUAUCGGACCACCGGGGCGAAGAGGGGACCCAGGUCUACCGGGCAUGCCUGGUCUGUUCGGAGAAAAGGGAUUAAAAGGGUUUCCUGGUCUUCCUGGACGUGCAGGAAAAUCAGGGUUACCUGGACCACCUGGUCCUCCGGGACCCCCAGGAUUAUCUCUUAACCUCACAAUGGCUCAGCUAAAGGACCUUAUGUACCAAUCAGACAGGCCCAACUACCCCCUCAUCAGAACUCUACUGAACUCUUUACAGCAAGACCUGCGGCUCUUCAUAGAUCCACCUGAUGGCACUAAAGAGCGUCCGGCAACCACCUGCUUGGAACUGAUGAUAUGUCACCCGAACUACACCAGUGGAAUGUAUUAUAUCGAUCCAAACCAAGGCAAUCCUGCUGAUGCUCUUCUAGUCUACUGCAGCUUCAGUUUAGGAGGUCAGACGUGUCUUUCUCCACUCCGGUCACAGGUCCCAGUGAAAGCCUGGCUCAAAGACUCACAGGAGGAUUCUUUCACAUGGCUGAGUAGGACAGAGCUAGGCUUUCAGUUUGAGUAUACAGAAACCAGCGUGGUGCAGAUGAGAUUCCUGCGGCUAAACAGCAAGCAGGUCACACAGAACAUUACUUUCUCCUGCGGGCAAGGGAGCAGGCAGGGUUCAAGCGAGCGAGAAAUCAAGUUUCUUGCUGAUUCUCGGAGACAGAGUUUCUUGGGGACGUUACGAGAUUGUGUGUCAAUGGAGGAGCUGGAUAUAAGACCUCAAGAGUCGGUGUUCCAGUUUGAAACCGAAGACCUGGAGCUUUUGCCGAUCAGAGACUUGGCAUUGUUUGGCCACAGUGACCUUGCAGAAGACUUUGGAUUUACUAUAGGACCUGUGUGUUUCAGCUAGAGACCUCUUGAUGACACACAAACACACACACACACGCACACACGCACACACACACACACACACACACAUUCCCUACAGACUGCUGACUGCUGAGCUGGUGUUAAUUAGUCCCUUGUUAAACACAGCCGCAUUUGCAGACAAAAGGAGAGAAGCAAUUCUUCAAGCUUUAGCCAUAUCGGACGUUGUUGUUUUCUCAGCAAAAAGAAAACCGAACCAGCUGACACUUUCCACUUUCUUGUACCUUCUAGUUUACCAAAGUUGCCAAGUGGCAAUGAUACUUUGCUGCACACAUUGUUGAAAUGAACUGUUUUGUUUUUGUCGUACGGUGUUUACAAUGCUCUUUGUUUUAAAUCAGUGCUUCUUAUUUAUGUCAAGUUCAUGUUCUAGUACAUGCCAUCAUCCAGGUUUCUUGUAAAGCUGUUGAUACACUACAGUCACCUGGUUUGCUCGAAGAUGCACUCUCAUUUCAGGUUGACACAACUUACGACCAAACGCACUGUGAGCUUAGCUGAAGUUUAAGACGUAGGAUGGAAGGCCGGCAUCCAUAUGAAUCAAAUAUAUGACAUUCUGUUGCAUUGCAUAUUGUGUCAUAGCAAAUGAAUAAAAGGGGUGAAAAUGUUUAGUUUAUGAAUAUUAAAUAUUGCAGAGGUGAACGUAUAAGCAAAAUUUAUUUUAGGUGCUGCUGUCUGAUGUGCUUUUUGUUCAGGUUUUUUUUUUUUUUUAGAUAUGUACAAAGAUGUUUGAGAUUCAUAAUGUUCAAGAUAUGUUAAUUUAUAUGCUGGUCAUUGAAUUAAUGACAUUAUGACAAGAUAUUUACAUAUUCUAUGCAAUGUAAUAAACAGUUCUUUCUGUGUCUGAUCCCGGAUCUUUUUUAUUUAAACCUGA
Molecule: messenger RNA, 7991 nt
Organism: Pangasianodon hypophthalmus (striped catfish)
Lineage: Eukaryota; Metazoa; Chordata; Actinopteri; Siluriformes; Pangasiidae
Product: collagen alpha-1(I) chain
Exons: 63
Coding region: 2439-7106 (1555 amino acids)
Molecular function (GO): extracellular matrix structural constituent
Source: RefSeq, a predicted model, not a curated record